Gigantopelta aegis is the source of this 453-nucleotide messenger RNA. RefSeq lists its product as uncharacterized. The record is from RefSeq and is a predicted model, not a curated record. The coding region runs from base 1 to 453 and encodes 150 amino acids. NCBI's taxonomy places the organism in Eukaryota, Metazoa, Mollusca, Gastropoda, Neomphalida, Peltospiridae. The transcript has a single exon.
AUGGAGAGGUCUUUGUAUGGGCUAUCGACGGUCGAUGUAAGGCGACUUGCUUUUGAACUAGCUGAACGACUUGGCAUCAAGCACAACUUCAAAUCCGAAUCGAAGAUGGCUGGUCGUGAUUGGUUGCAAGGCUUCUUCAGUCGUCAUCCAGAUAUAGCUAUCCGCAUUCCCCAGGGUACGAAUAUUGCUCGCGCCGUUGGCUUCAACAAAGCAAAGGUUGAACAGUUUUUCAAACUUUACAAAACAGAACUAAACCGUUGCAACUACACUGCAAGUAGAGUUUGGAAUGUAGAUGAAACUGGAAUCACGAAUGUCCAGAAGCCUGGUAAGAUCAUUGCCACUAAAGGAAUUCGACAGGUGGGGAAAGUGACAAGAGCAGAUCAUAGAAGAGCUGUCUCCACGACCCAAACUGUCACAUCGACGCCCUCGGACACGUGUUGCGGAAUCUGCUGA